Parnassius apollo (apollo) is the source of this 1323-nucleotide messenger RNA. The record is from the annotation of a GenBank genome assembly. Lineage: Eukaryota; Metazoa; Arthropoda; Insecta; Lepidoptera; Papilionidae.
AUGUCGAGCGCCGUCCUUAACCAGUUUCUCAUCCCAGGGCUCGGCGACUGCGGGCGCACAUCACAUGCGUUGAUGGGCGGAGGCGGAAGCGGAGGCGGCGGGCGGGCAGCGCGCGCGCUCCGCAUUCUCUUGCUGCUCGUGCUGGCUCUGGCAGCUGUUGAAUACCUCUUCGGCUCCAUACUGGACGCAUCUCCCCUAAGAACCUACCUCUACACGCCUGUAUAUAACGCUACCCAGACUACUCUUAAAAACAGUGAAAGAAUUUCACCCAACUGGCCUAAAAAAUUGCCACUCAUAUCAACUGAAACAAAAAACCCUGAAGUAAUAACUCAUUUAAAAAAUAUAACUGUAAAUUAUACAAACGUAGUUAAUACAACAAAAAUAUCCUUUGUGAAUAUGACUCGACAAAAUAGUACGGAAGAUACAAGCACUCCACUUCUAAUUACAAAAAUAAUGGAGAGUAUAAAGAAUCUCGUGACGACAGAAGACUUUUACAAAAUGAGCGAACCGACUCUCCCACUCUGCGAUGAGAUGCCUCCUGAUCUAGGUCCAAUUAACGUUAAUAAAACGGAGAUAGAGCUGGACUAUGUUGAAACGAAAUAUCCGGAAGUUCAUCGUGGUGGACGUUACGCACCACCCAACUGUACAGCGAGGCAUAAAGUUGCUAUUAUUGUACCCUAUAGAGAUCGACAACAGCACUUGGCGAUUUUCCUAAAUCACAUGCAUCCGUUUUUGAUGAAACAACAAAUUGAAUAUGGCAUAUUUAUUGUUGAGCAAGAUGGUAAUAGCGAAUUUAAUCGAGCAAAGCUGAUGAAUGUAGGUUUUGUGGAAAGUCAGAAACAAAAGGCGGGUGGGUGGCAAUGUUUUAUAUUCCACGACAUAGAUCUCCUACCUUUGGAUCAAAGGAAUCUGUACUCCUGUCCGAGACAGCCUCGACAUAUGUCUGCGUCAAUUGAUAAACUUAAUUUCCGGUUACCAUAUGAAGAAUUAUUUGGCGGCGUAUCAGCCAUGACGCUUGAACAAUUUACAAAAGUCAACGGAUUUUCCAACAAAUACUGGGGCUGGGGUGGAGAAGACGACGAUAUGUCUUACAGGUUAAAGAAAAUGAAUUAUCAUAUUGCAAGAUAUAAGAUGUCAGUUGCUCGAUACGCUAUGUUAGAUCAUAAGAAAUGUGCGCCGAAUCCUAAAAGAUAUCAACUGCUAUCACAAACUAGUAAAAUAUUCCAAAAAGAUGGACUAUCGACCCUCGAAUAUGAUUUAAUUGACGUAGUCCAACAUCAUCUGUAUACCCACAUAGUAGUAAAUAUUGACGAGCACAGCUGA